This is a messenger RNA of Harpia harpyja (harpy eagle), 3592 nucleotides long. RefSeq names its product interferon-induced GTP-binding protein Mx-like. Gene Ontology annotation, cellular component: cytoplasm; membrane; microtubule. Gene Ontology annotation, molecular function: GTP binding; GTPase activity; microtubule binding. Gene Ontology annotation, biological process: defense response to virus. The record is from RefSeq and is a predicted model, not a curated record. Bases 1215 to 3368 code for a protein of 717 amino acids. NCBI's taxonomy places the organism in Eukaryota, Metazoa, Chordata, Aves, Accipitriformes, Accipitridae. The transcript is spliced from 14 exons.
GCAGCCAGAGCUCGGGAACAAGCCCUCUCGGUCACUGCUAGACGAGGAAUUAGGAAGAAGGGCUGGGGCUGGCUCUAAUGAACACUGUGACUGCUGUUCGGUUGGACCCACAGACUAGAGUAAGGAAGUUUGAAGCCCACAAAACCCAGCAGGAACUGACAGCAGCUGACUGACGCAGCAGUCAAAACCAGAGAGAGUGAGAAAUAAGGGCUGAUCCUGCAUCAGACUUGCAAAGCCCCUGACUGGACAAAGCAAGCUGGUUUUGCUUAACAGCUUAGAGCCUACAAAAACACAAAAAAUGAGGGCAGGACAGCAAAGACAGCAGAAGAGGGAGCAUCCUGACCCAGUAACGUUGAGAAAACAGCGCAAGGACCUGAGAAAGAGCUCGAGACCUUGGCUGCCCCAAAGCAGUGCAUAACACCGAUAAAUCACACUGUGUGUGGCUUUGCUUUCUUGUCACCCAUGUUCAGCAACCUCAGCUGUACCCUGCAGCCUCUGACAGCAAAGGUGCAGCCCGGGUGAGCCGUGGCACAGCUUGCCGCUCUGCCUGGGCUGAAAAGUCUCGUUGUGAGGCAGAAAAAACCCUCCCUUUCCUGUGGAGGGGGCCCUCACCCACUUGCUUUUUACAGGAAGGGAUGGGGAGGCUGAAAGGCUCCCCUGGAUGGUGUGGGGCCAGCAUCCCCGGCGGGCAGCCCUGGAGCGAGUGAGGCACAGCAGCUUGCCUGGUCUCCACUCGACCCGGCCGGUUUUACCCCACCCAUGCCAGUGAGCUGACUCGGUAAGCUGACUUUUUGGGGGAGGAAAGAGGGGUUGUUGCUCGUGGGCAAUGUUUCCAAGUACCUCUGCCAUUUGCCCCUGUCACCCCACCACACAGUAGAGCCACACGAGGAGGCGGCCAGCUGUGCUCCUGAGGAGUUUCGGUUUUGUCAUCCGCUAAACAACAGGAGGAAAGUUGGCUGGCAUAUAAGGAAAUGAAAGAAAAAAAAUCACAUUGCAUUAUUAUUUCCAGAGCUAUCAUGAAACGAGCCCCUUUUCAUGUCAGAAUUGGUUUCGUUUCUCCUGAUUCUUGUCACAGUGUGUAGGUGGAGCCUGUAAAUAAAAAAGCACCAGAAGAAGUUGAGAAGUUACUGUUUCUCCUUGCUACAGGACACUACACAGAAUCGGUACAGAAGAGUGGUUGGACCAGACAGUAAUCACUAUUUAGUGAAGCACGCAUGGACAACCUACAUGGUAGGCCAAAAAAUCAGCAGACCAUGGUUAACAAGAGUGUAGUGUUCAAACAACUUUCUGAAAGAACCAAACCUGACCUGAAGAAAGAUGGUUUUGCACCACCUUCCUUACAACCAUCUUUAGAAGCUUUUUUAGUACCUCUCCCGCCAGACUUAGAAAAUGAAGGUCUUCUGACGUCGGAGAACAUGAUUGAGAGAAAGCCUAACUAUGAGCAGAAGGAGUUGAAGGAACAGUACUACGGAGAACAGGACAAGCAGACAGCAGAACAUAGCUUGUACAACCAAUAUGAGGAAAAGAUCCGACCCUGCAUUGAUCUCGUCGACAGCCUAAGAGCUCUCGGAAUAGAAAAAGACCUGGCUUUGCCCGCUAUCGCAGUGAUUGGAGACCAGAGCUCUGGGAAAAGCUCUGUCCUAGAAGCCCUGUCUGGUGUUGCUCUUCCUAGGGGCAAUGGUAUUGUUACUCGAUGCCCCUUGGAACUUAAACUGAAAAGAAUACCUGCCACCCAGGCAUGGAAAGGGAAAAUUUGUUACCGCAACAUCAGCAUAGAGCUCCAGAAUGCCUCUGAGGUGGAGAAAGCAAUAAGACAAGCCCAGGAUGUUGUGGCUGGUACUAGAGGUGCCAUUAGCGGAGAACUAAUUUCCCUAGAAAUUCGGUCCCCAGAUGUCCCAGAUCUGACACUAAUUGAUCUUCCUGGAAUUGCCAGAGUGGCUGUGGGGGAUCAGCCAAAAGACAUUGGGGAACAGAUCAAAAUGCUACUUAAAAAAAUUAUUGGCUGCAAAGAGACACUCAAUUUGGUAGUGGUGCCAUGUAAUGUGGAUAUUGCAACAACAGAAGCACUGAAAAUGGCUCAAGAGGUGGACCCCAGUGGAGAAAGGACACUAGGGAUCCUCACGAAACCUGACCUGGUGGACAGAGGAACUGAAGAGUCUAUUAUUAACAUAAUACGAAACCUGGUCAUCCCCCUCAAAAAAGGUUACAUGAUCGUGAAGUGUCGUGGGCAGCAGGACAUCCACAACAAAGUGGCCUUGGCUGCUGCAAUCCAGCAGGAGAGAAAAUUCUUUGAGACUCAUAAACAUUUCAGCAUUCUUAUGGAAGAAGGAAGGGCUACUAUCCCUCAUCUGGCAGAGAAGCUCACAAAUGAACUUGUGAAACAUAUUAUUAAAACUUUGCCAGCACUAGAGAACCAAAUACGUGAGGCACUCCAAAAAACGUUACAAGAUUUACAAAAGUAUAGAAGAGGCACACCCAGAACAGAGUCUGAAAAGCUGAUUUUCCUCACAGAUUUGAUCAAACUCUUUAAUCAAGACAUCUCUCAGACAAUGCGUGGAGAUGAACAGUUGUUUGGAAAUGAAAUCAGACUGUUUACAAAAAUCCGCAGAGAGUUUCGCACAUGGGAGUUGAUUCUCCUAGAGUGUUCUGCAAAGGUUAAAAAAAAUGUACCUAGUAAAGUGUGGAAAUAUGAAGACCAGUAUCGUGGACGGGAGUUCCCGGGCUUUACCAAUUAUAGGACAUUUGAGGACAUCAUAAAAGAGCAAAUCAUAGAACUGGAGGAACCAGCCGUUCAGAUACUGAACAACGUGAUCGGACUGGUUGAAGAGAAAUUUAUGGAACUCACUAAAAGGCAUUUUGCUAAUUUUCACUAUCUAAACAGAGCUGCUAAGACCAGAAUUGAAGACAUUAGAGAGCAACAAGCAGCGGAGGCUGAAAGACACAUCCGGACCCAGUUUAAAAUGGAGAGAAUUGUAUACUGCCAGGAUGACCUUUACAUUAACGAUUUAAACUCUGUUAAGGCAGAAAACACUACCAAAGUUGGCAAUGGGAAAGAGUUGCAGGUUGGAUCUCUUUCGAAUCAAGAGCCCUCCUUUGUCCAGGAAAUGGUUUCUCACACAAAGGCCUAUUUCAAUGGAGCAAGUAAACGCCUCGCCAAUCAGAUACCUCUGAUCAUCCUGUCUUCUGCCCUUCAUGACUUCGGGGAUCACUUGCAGACCACAAUGUUGCAUCUUUUGCAAGAAAAAGACAAGUUAAGCCAUCUCCUUCAGGAGGACAGUGAAGCUGCUAAACAUAGGAACUACCUCAGUCAACGAGUUAAUCGUCUCACCAAAGCCUGCCAGUACCUGAGAGACUUCACCUCACUGUAGAUUUCUUCAUUUUCCAGAAGUAUUUUUCUACUCUUGUUUUCUAGCAUUAUUGAAGAACUUUGUAAAAUCCCCUCAAAAUAUAAUAUCAGCACAGACCUUUAACACACAUUUCUAGUGCUCAGUUCUGCUUUAUUUUCCACAACCAGUUAUAUGCAAACAGCUACCCUAAUGUAAAGUGCUCCACUGGGGGAGUUGUGAUUAAAUAAAAGUUAUCCCGCUUCUAA